AUGACAACUCCGUUAGCCACACUGGACUGGUCCAAGGGCGUAGAGUCACAGUUUGAUGAACAUGACAUUAAGAAGAUGGAGACAAACUACCAUGAUGGAUUUGAUCACUUUGAGGCUAUUGAAGAUCCCGAUAUCCAGCAGACCGUGAUGCGCGUCGUGCUACACAAGGAAGAUCUCGACUCUGACCCGGAAAAAAAUCGUAAUGAGAUAAAUGCCAAUGACAAAAGUCAAUUCCGGUUCCCCGUCAACACGAUACGUACGGUUCAGUACUGGUACAAGAUCGAGCACAUCAGCUACUUUGGUUCCGGGUUCUACCACAUUUUUCAAAUUAAGGUAGGUUUGGGUUCACCCCUGUGUACUGUGAGUAUAAAAAACGGGGAUUUAUCGGCAAAUCCAGGUGAUUUCGACCAUGGCGCAAAGCUGUUUUCGGAAAGAAUUAAUUUUGGCACGUACGAGGAUCUCAUUGGGAAGUGGGUUUGCAUCACGAUUGCGACCAAGAACACGCCGGACGGGUACCUGAAGAUACAGUUCCGCGACACCUCGGGAAAAGUCAUACGGAACUUUGAAAAGUUCGAUAUACCAAUGAAUGAUGAGGCGUACGGGGAGAGCGGGCGGAUCAGGAUGGGCCUAUACCGCAAACGCGACGACGGGUUCAAGGACGACGACACACAUAGUGUUUUGAUUGCGAACAUGAGCAUGUACGACACGGACCUUAUUGAGAGCGGGUACUACGUGCCGUUCGGCAACGCGGGCGGGGCGGCGGCGAAAACGUGCACGUGCACUAAACGGGCCCUGUCGCGGGAACGGGCUGUGCGCGCUGUAAAGGCGGUGCCGGAGAUGUACGCGAGGGCGCAGCGGGUGGUGCGUUUGGCAAAGGUCACAGUACUCAUUGUGGUGCUGGGGCUGUGCACGGGGGUCUACUGGACCUACGUGCAGUACCGGAAGCGAAAGACUGCCGGGCGCGGCUAG
Molecule: messenger RNA, 969 nt
Organism: Sphaeroforma arctica JP610
Lineage: Eukaryota; Ichthyosporea; Ichthyophonida
Exons: 1
Coding region: 1-969 (322 amino acids)
Source: RefSeq, a predicted model, not a curated record